Messenger RNA from Ziziphus jujuba (common jujube), 708 nucleotides. RefSeq names its product large ribosomal subunit protein eL33w. The coding region runs from base 110 to 448 and encodes 112 amino acids. Gene Ontology annotation, biological process: ribosomal large subunit biogenesis; cytoplasmic translation. Gene Ontology annotation, cellular component: cytosolic large ribosomal subunit; ribosome. The record is from RefSeq and is a predicted model, not a curated record. Gene Ontology annotation, molecular function: structural constituent of ribosome. The transcript is spliced from 5 exons. Lineage: Eukaryota; Viridiplantae; Streptophyta; Magnoliopsida; Rosales; Rhamnaceae.
AUAAAUACCUGCAUUUAGCGAAAUUAGGGUUUUUAGGGUUCUACUUCGCAGCGUUGUCGUCCUCUGUUGUGUAGUGAGCGAGAGCAAAAGCUCGAGAUCGUCGGCGAAGAUGGUAAAGGGACGCCAAGGAGAAAGAGUCAGACUCUACGUCAGAGGAACAAUCCUCGGCUACAAGAGGUCCAAGUCCAACCAAUAUCCAAACACGUCCCUUCUUCAGAUCGAGGGAGUGAACACCAAGGAGGAAGUUGCUUGGUAUGCCGGUAAGCGAUUAGCGUACAUUUACAAGGCCAAGGUGAAGAAGAAUGGAACCCAUUAUCGUUGCAUUUGGGGCAAAGUCAUCAGGCCUCAUGGAAACAGUGGAGUAGUCCGUGCUAAGUUCAAGUCCAAUCUGCCUCCUAAAUCUAUGGGUGCUAGAGUAAGAGUAUUCAUGUAUCCCAGCAAUAUUUAAGUUCCUCUGGAUUUAAUGCAAGAAAUUUGUUCACAUGGGGGAUCUACAUUUGUUCUUAUGAACCGAAGUUAAAUGUCUUGUUUGUUUUAGAGUUGAGCCAGUUUUGUUUGUUUAGUAUGCUGGAUAAAGAUUUUUCAAAACUCUUUAUAACUAAUUUCUGAUUCGUAAUUUUCCAAAUUGCUCCCCUUUUGUUUUGCAUACUAAGAUGUUUUCGUUGGACCAAGCAUAAAGUUUAAUUGAAUGCAGAUAUGUUCAGAUCA